Messenger RNA from Dalotia coriaria, 1814 nucleotides. RefSeq names its product monocarboxylate transporter 1-like. Gene Ontology annotation, cellular component: membrane. Gene Ontology annotation, biological process: transmembrane transport. The transcript is spliced from 8 exons. The record is from RefSeq and is a predicted model, not a curated record. Gene Ontology annotation, molecular function: monocarboxylic acid transmembrane transporter activity. Bases 210 to 1658 code for a protein of 482 amino acids. Lineage: Eukaryota; Metazoa; Arthropoda; Insecta; Coleoptera; Staphylinidae.
CAACGCACAAGUUACAAGCAAUUACUGUCGAGUCCCAGCAGCCUCUAAAAUAUUCAUCUUCAAUCUUCAAUUCCGUCGAUAACAUCGAUAAAAUCAACGUUGAUGAUGUCUUAUAGUGUCUCUUUACUCCCAACACAACACCCAAUAAAAGCAAAACACCUCCACGGGGCAUUAUUAACGAAAUCAAAUUUGCAUAAGUUGCUGUCGAGAUGAUUGAAUGGGAGCCCGUUGAAGGCGGAUGGGGUUACAUGGUAGCACUAGGACUUAGCCUGGUCUAUAGUGUCACCAUGGUGCCGUUGUACGCCUUCGGUCUACUUUUUGCGGACUUUCUGCCGACAAUGGGAAAUGCAACAUUCGCGACGACACUAUCGAACGGCAUUUAUAACACAAUGCUAUCUUUCACAGGAUUAGCAGCGAAUAUUUUAUUGCAAAAAUAUUCCACUCGUAAAGUCGCUGCGUUGGGAACGCUUUUCUACUUUAUUGGCUCGUUUGGCAUCGUUUUUACAAAGACACUCGCACAAUUUGUAUUCUUCUACGGAGUCAUCCAAGGACUCGGAUUCGGUUUACUGAUGCCUGCCGCUUUUACAAGCUUCAACGCGUACUUUAUGCGCAAGAAAAACUUCGUAAUGGCGUUGUGUCAAGCUGGCAUCGUGGCGGUGACGUUGGCGUGGCCAACAAUUACCGAACAGCUAUUAGAAGUUUACGACUGGCGAGGUGUACCAUGUAUCUUCGCCGCAUUGAGUCUAAACUGUUUCCUGGCGGCGCUGUGUUUCCAUCCGAUCGAAUGGCACUCGAUAAGACGCAUACAACCUUCAAACGAUGACAGUGCACCAACAGAAAUUAAUAAGACCACGAGUGAGAUUGAAGUCCUUUUAGAGAAACAAGCCGAACGGAAAUUACCACAUGAAGAAACUUCGCCAGAUUCGAUAAUCACCGACGGUAACGUGACAUUUCCGAAGAAUUUUGCUUUCAGGCGAAAUCGUCAAAGAUCAACGAGUUCGCCGAACGGAAAUGCAACGAGGCAACUAUGCGAUUCGCUGGAUCUAUUCACAGAUUGGCGCUAUUUGAACAUGGCAUUCGGCUUAUCAUUCUCGUACACGUCGGAUUUCAUGUUCAUAUCGAUGUUGCCGCUGCUAGCCGCAAACAAAGGCCGUAACAACGAUGAGGCAACCCUCAUCAUGACAAUUUACUUCUCCUUCGACUUGAUAUGCAACCUCUUCCUGCCCAUUCUCAACUACCUGGUGCAAAUCAAGAACAGAUAUUUGUUCUUAGGUGGCACUGUGCUGUCAGCGCUGUUUCGGAUCGCUCUCACACUUGGCGAUUCCUACACGUGGCUGUGUGUGAACGUAGGAGUUUUGGGAUUUUUGCGCAGUUUCAUCCAGACACCGCUGCCGCUUGUAGUCGCCGAGACGUACGGCGAACGUUUCACCAGCGCGUUUUCUUUGUAUAUGGUCGUUUGUGGGUUCGUUACACUAAUUUACGGCCCUCUAACAGGAUUAAUCAAAUUCAUGACAGGCAGCGAUGAGCUCGUUCAGCACAUGCUCACGCUUCUCUACGUCCUUUGCGCCAUUACGUGGAGUGUUGAAAUGUGCUUCUUUCCGGCAAACAAAGCGCCGAGGAAAUGCAACACCAUUAAAAUAUCCAAGAAUUUAAUAUAAUAUUAUAUAUUCGUGCAGAAAUGUGUAAAAUGCAAAAAUAUUGUAUUAAAUCUUAAUGUGAAAUUAUUUCCGCCUGCCAGAGACGUUUUUAAACGUCGGAGCAUUACGAAUUAUGAUAAACGAGCGCCGAAAUUAAAUGUAUAUUCAUUCGAAUAA